Messenger RNA from Limulus polyphemus (Atlantic horseshoe crab), 4250 nucleotides. RefSeq names its product serrate RNA effector molecule homolog (gene Ars2). Gene Ontology annotation, molecular function: RNA binding. Gene Ontology annotation, biological process: mRNA processing; primary miRNA processing. Gene Ontology annotation, cellular component: nuclear body. NCBI's taxonomy places the organism in Eukaryota, Metazoa, Arthropoda, Merostomata, Xiphosura, Limulidae. The transcript is spliced from 17 exons. The record is from RefSeq and is a predicted model, not a curated record. Bases 1886 to 4108 code for a protein of 740 amino acids.
UUCAGUACUAAAAAUUUGGUGAUUUCAAUAUGUUUUGAAACUUGUAAGGGAAUAUCAAAAUUUGCAUUAAACAUUCAUUUCAUUAGAGUACCUAUUUUAAUGUACAUCACACAUCAAGACCGUGUUAGUUACAUAGGUAACACUUUUUAGAAAAUACAUAAAUAAUCAUGUACUCCCAACUGAAGUAACAUUUUUAGUGGAUUCUUGUGCAUUUAUAGAAUAUAUAUUUUGUACUAUCAAUCACAGGAAUAUAUUUCCUAAAGGUGGCAGAAAAUAUUCUGUUGAUCAUGGUUACUUCACUUGCUUUUAGUUAUGUUAUUUCUAUAGUUUCAGGUGAUAAAAGCAAUGUUUUUCAGUAUUGUGUAGUAAACUAUAAGAUUACAAGAAAGGGUAUAUUUAGGUUUAACACUUAGAUGAUAUUUUUGUGAUUGUUUUUUUUUUAUUUGAAGAAUUAAAAAAUCAAGAGUGAAAUUAGUUUCAUUACCAUGGUAUUAUUAUUAUCUUGUUGAAUUUUAAUGGUCUGAUAAUAAUUGUAUGUUCAGGAAGUUCACUUGACUCUGAACUCAAAAAAAAACUUUUACGGGGCAUAGAAAUUAAAUUUUGCUUAGUUGUUUUCAGUGUUUUUAGCAUUCCUUGCUUCAAGUAAGUAAAUAUAAAAUUUAGAAUUCUGUAUUGUUUGGUUCAAUUCUGUAUAAGAAAUUAAGUCAGGCAAAUUAUAAUGCUGUUUUAUCUUCCACUUUUUAGUAAAUCAUGACAAAUAGAAAUGUUACCUCAACAUUGGAUUUGGUAAUUAUUUAUGAGAAUCAGGAUGUACCAGCAGUUGAUUGUUUGUUCAGAAACACUAUAAAAAUCGUUUUAAAAAUUACACCUUUGUUACUGGUAGAGAACAUCUGUUGUAGGAAGGUCUUAUGUUGGAUCCCAUUAAGCUGGUCGUGAUAUUUUUAUCCAAUUUUGAAGAAAGUGUGCUUGAUCCUUUUUAAAAGUAUAAGGAACUUUUGACCAUGCCAGAGAGUUCCUUCUCAGUCCAGUAUGAAAUUUUUAUUUUUGUGUAGUUUGAAUAACCAGAUCAAACCAAAUAUGUUUCUCCUAUUUGUGACAAAUGAAAGUUUUAAAAUUGGCACCUGAAUGAUAGAAAUAAUCUUUCAGAAAGUUUCACAUGUUUUAUUAACAACAAUGGAAUAAAACAGUUUAACUGUUGAACGUCAGAAAUUCCAUGAGCCUAAAAACCUGUAGUUAUUAUUAUUAUUAUAAACAUUCAUUUGCCUAAAUAUUGUAAUUUUUUUGUUAUCAGAGAAAUUCAUGAAUAGUGUUUUGGUGAUAAAACUUCUGAAGAAGCCAUAAAUAGGUUUAAAAUGGUAUAAUAAGUUCAUAUGAAUCAUGUUUUCUUUAUUUUGCAUUUUGUAUACUUUUCUAAAUUAAAAAAAAAAAAGAAUUUUAUUUAAUUUGAUAUGAUAUUAACUGUGUAAAUAGUUAUUAUAGAGGUCAGCAUUAGUGGGUGUAUUACAUGAUUAUGAAGCUAUAAAGAGAAGGACGUAGAUUUUAUUUUAGUAAUACCCAAUACUUUUACUGUUGAAGUUUAAUCACUCGACACUAAUGCUGACUUCUUUUAUUGACAACUUAAAUGUCUCUCUUCCUCUGAGCAGCAGGUCUGCCCUGACUCUAGCUCACUCCCGACAUUACCGUACUGAGACUACAGCGACAAGCAUGCUUUUGAAAGUUUGCUCUACAACAAAACUUCUGGUUUAUUGGCCCAUCCAUUUGAUCGAAAAAUGCUACUGAUUGUACCAAUAUUAGUUAGGGAUGCUGCGCACAACGCAGUAGUUAGAUUUAAAAGUAGUAGGUUAGCUGUAGGUUCAGUACCAAACAAAGGUGAAUCAGUCUGGAGAUGAUUGAUCUCCCGUACAACAUUCAACCGCAAAGGUUUAAGUCUAAAUAUCAUCCUGAAGAAUGUGGUAAAAGAAGAGCAGAUCAAUUAUUUGCAUUGAAACGGCGUUUGGAUGUCUUUAAAGAGCUUUUCCAAAAAGGAUGGGUUGAUGCUGUUAGUAUAGAUGUAGAGAAGUCUGAUCAGAUUAUACGUUUACUUGAUGCAGUUGUGAUCAAACUUGAAGGAGGUUCCGACAAUGACUUAAAUGUUUUGGAUGAACCUUAUGAAGAAGAAGAGAAACCCAAAGAACCAGAGCCUUUCAUUUUGGGUGACAGUGACAUCAAAGAGGAGAAAGAUAAAGAAGAAAAGGAUCUUUCUAAGCCAUUACAGAUGACCAUCUCAUCUGAACAGAAAGAACUACAGAAAAAAGCUAAGGAGUAUUUGAAGAAUAAGCAGAAGAAGAGAACAGAUGAAAAGAAAAGAAAGCGAUCACUUGACUCUUAUAGUUUUGAUGAAGAUGAGGAAGAUAGCAGUGAAGAAACGGGAAGCGAAUCAGAACCAGCCCCACCAGGUCUUGAAGAUGAAGCCACUGCAGAACAGGGAGACACCAAGGCUAAACCAAAGAAGAAGAAAACGAAAAAAAAAGUAGAUCCUAAAUACAGUUCUGAAAGCAGUUUAAGUAAAGAUGAGGAUGAAGAUGAGUUGGAAGAGAAUGAGAAAAGAGUAGAAAAACCAGGUGACAAACAAGGUAGUCCCGAAGCAGAACAAAUUGAGGAUAACCAAGAUAAUGAUAAAAAUGAAGAUGGAAGUUUAAAUGAAGAAGAAGAGGAGAAGAAACCUGAAGAUGAAGUGGAAAGCAAGAAAGAUGAACCAGCAAAGGAUGAUGGACCUCCAAAACCAAGACCUCUUCAUAAAACAUGUUCCAUUUUUCUUAGAAACUUAGCUCCUACAAUAACAAAGCAAGAAGUAGAAGCUAUGUGCAGAAGGUACCCAGGUUUUCUUCGAGUGGCUAUUGCAGAUCCACAGCCUGAUCGGCGUUUUUUUAGGAGGGGGUGGGUAACAUUUGAGAGGUCAGUGAAUAUCAAAGAAAUCUGCUGGAACCUCAACAACAUUCGGCUUCGUGACUGCGAAUUGGGGGCUAUUGUUAAUCGAGAUCUAAGUAGAAGGAUUCGUUCUGUGAAUGGAAUAGCUUCUCAUAAGCAAGUGGUUCGAUCAGACAUCAAGCUAGCUGCCAGAAUCAUCCAGAACUUAGAUGGUCAAAGAAACCUGUGGGAUGAAGGGGAACUCAAAGAAGAGCCUGAAAAACCAACAUUUGGUCUUGCAUCCAAAAACCCAUUGCUAAAGAACAUCACAGACUACCUGAUUGAAGAAGCAAGUGCUGAGGAGGAAGAACUACUAGGGACAUCUGGACAAGAUGAGAGACGAGAUCAAGAAGAGGGAGGUUCUACAUUGGAGAGAGAUGACACAUUGAUUAAGGUAUUGGAUCGAUUGCUGCUCUACUUGAGAGUGGUUCACUCAAUGGACUACUAUAACCACAGUGAGUAUCCUAGUGAAGAUGAAAUGCCCAACAGAUGUGGAAUCAUGCACGCCAGAGGCUCGCCACCUUCCAGUAAAGUCACACAACAAGAAAUUAUUGAAUACAUUAACAGCUUUGAACAAAGAGUAACACCGUAUCUUCAACCUGCUAUCAAAAUAUCUGAUGAAGAAUCUGCAAAAUUAGGCAAAAAAGACCCAGAAGCUGAAGUUGAGAAGUUUGUGCAGUCUAACACCCAAGAACUUGCUAAGGAUAAGUGGCUCUGCCCAUUGUCAGGGAAGAAGUUUAAAGGGCCAGAGUUUGUGCGCAAACACAUAUUUAACAAACAUGCUGAGAAGGUGGAUGAAGUAAGGAGAGAAGUGGAAUACUUCAACAAUUACCUUUUAGAUAUCAAGCGACCCCAGCUUCCUGAACACCCGUCCAAUAGGCCUAGUGGAGGGGGUAAUCGGGGGGAAGGUCAUGGAGGACCAUAUCAUGGUGGAGGAUACCCUGGUCCUCCCCCUUUUGGUGGCUAUGGGGGUCCCAGGGGCCCAGGCUUUCAUGGUGGCUAUGGUGGGCCUGGAUUUGGAGGAAGGAGUGGUUACUCUGAAAUGUACAGACAUUCUGGAGGCUUCAAGAGAAACUAUGGACGAAGAAGUCCUCGCUCAGAACCAAGAAAAAUCAUCACAUACAGAGACCUUGAUGCACCAACAGAUGCUGACAUCUUGUAGUGAUUGAUAAUCAACUUAAUUCAUUUAUUAUUCUCAUUUCUUAUUUGCUUUUUUAAUAAAAAUCAUCAGAAUCAUCACCAAAUAGCACAGACAUCCCACUGAAAUUGUUUCAAAAAGGUAUUAAAAUUGUUUAGAUAACCAC